AUGCAUUUCUCUUUCAUCGUUGCAUACGGUCUCUUGACCGGAGUGAUUGCUGCUCCAGCUCCUCAAAAACGAAACGUUGUUCAUGAGCGAAGAGAGCAAGCGCCUCGUAACUGGCAUAGAGAGAAUCCACUACACCCAGAUUCACAUCUGCCAAUGCGAUUCGCUCUCACCCAGAACAACUUGCAAAAUGCGGAAGCCUACUUGAUGGAUGUUUCCAAUCCCUCUUCUCCCAACUUUGGCGACCAUUGGAGUGCAAAGAAAGUCGCCGAAACCUUUGCUCCAAGUGCCGAUUCGGUCAAAUCAGUUAUCCAAUGGCUUGAUGAAUACGGCAUCAAGAGCGAGCGUGUGAAACAGUCACAGAGUCUCAGCUGGGUUCAUGUCAACGUCACUGUUGCAGAAGCCGAAUCACUUCUCAACACUAAAUACUACGCCUACACGCAUACCGAAAGUGGCCAAACUGCUGCUGCCUGUGAUGACUACAGCGUCCCCGAACACGUACGCAAACAUAUUGAUUUCAUUACACCAACUCUUCACUUCGAUGCAAAGGUUGUACCUCGCAAGGAAAAGCGAGAUUUAAGCACCCGCCAAAAAGACGAGCUCGCCAGAAGAGCAAUUGGCGAGAACCACAGAGUGGGUUCACCGAACGACCCAUCUCUGCCCAAACAGGGUAAAAUUAUUACUGGCACAUCGCAUGCUGGACUUCAAUCUUCAGCCCUGACAGCUUGCAAUACACAUGUUACACCCGAAUGUCUCCGGGCUUUGUAUGGACUUCCAACAGACGCGCCAGCUGCGGAAGGAAAUUCCUAUGGUAUUGUCGAAUACACCCCGCAAGCAUAUCUCCCGAGUGAUUUGGAUCUAUUCUUUGGCAACUUCUCACCUGCGCUUGUUGGUGCUAGACCUAUUUUCGACUCCAUCGAUGGUGGUGAAUUGCAGACAAUCGAAGAGUCUUUCAAUUACAACGGAGAAUCCGACUUGGAUCUUGAAUACGGAAUGGCACUUGCAUAUCCUCAAAAGGUGACACUAUAUCAAACUGGAGACAUUGGAGAGGGUGCUUCAUUCAACAACUUCCUUGACGCGAUCGACGGCGACUAUUGUACAUCAGACGGUGGUGACGAUGCGGUUUACGAUGCAGUCUAUCCUGAUACAUACGGUACCGGCAGCUACUACUACCAAGGACCAGAGAACUGUGGUGGAUUUGCUGCCACCAAUGUCAUUUCUACAUCCUAUGGUUUCGACGAAUCUGAUCUUUCAGCCGCCUAUGAGAUACGUCAAUGCAAUGAAUAUCUAAAGCUAGGUCUUCAAGGCGUCACAGUCUUAUACUCUUCUGGUGAUUAUGGUGUUGCUGGUAAUGGAGGAGUAUGUGGCACAAGCAACUCAUUCAAUCCUUCAUUCCCCGGUACAUGCCCAUACAUCACAUCCGUCGGAGCUACACAAAUAAAGCCCAACGCUACUGUCACUCAACCAGAAGAAGCUGCCGAAUCCGUCAUUUAUUCUGGUGGAGGUUUCUCUAACGUCUUCCCCAUCCCCGACUACCAAACCGACGUCGUGGCAACCUACUUUGCCGACCACCUACCUCCUUAUACCUCCACCCAAUACAACAACUCUCAAGCCACUCGCGGAUUCCCCGAUAUAUCUGCCAACGGUGUAAACUACGUGGUUGCCGUCGACGGAGUAUUUUCUCUCAUCUACGGUACAUCUGCGUCUGCCCCCGUUAUCGGCGCCAUCUUUACCUUGCUAAACGCUGCACGCUUGAACGCUGGAAAGAAACCCGUUGGGUUUGUUAACCCGGUUUUGUAUGCUAAUCCAGAUGCGUUGAAUGAUAUCACGAGCGGGGGAAAUCAGGGGUGUGGGACUACUGGAUUUGUGGCCGUGGAUGGGUGGGAUCCUGUUACGGGUCUCGGAACACCUAACUAUCCCAAACUCCUCGAACUCUACCUCUCACUCCCUUAA
Messenger RNA from Sclerotinia borealis F-4128, 1950 nucleotides. The record is from the annotation of a GenBank genome assembly. Lineage: Eukaryota; Fungi; Ascomycota; Leotiomycetes; Helotiales; Sclerotiniaceae.